This is a messenger RNA of Cucurbita moschata (crookneck pumpkin), 1169 nucleotides long. RefSeq names its product probable ribose-5-phosphate isomerase 3, chloroplastic. The transcript has a single exon. Gene Ontology annotation, molecular function: ribose-5-phosphate isomerase activity. Bases 34 to 900 code for a protein of 288 amino acids. Lineage: Eukaryota; Viridiplantae; Streptophyta; Magnoliopsida; Cucurbitales; Cucurbitaceae. Gene Ontology annotation, biological process: pentose-phosphate shunt, non-oxidative branch. The record is from RefSeq and is a predicted model, not a curated record.
CUAGAAACUCAAAACCCUAUCCCUUUCUCAUCCAUGGCUUCCCUCUCUCUCAUCUCCCCUCCUUCUCUCUCUUCCUCCCGCCAUGUUUCCUCCAUAGCCAACCUUCUUCUCCGAUCACCAAAGCCUCUUAAUCUUUCCGCUCAUAACCACCACCGCUGCCGUCCUCUCUCCGUUCAAGCCCGCUCCGUCUCCACUCUCACUCAAGACGACCUCAAGAAGCUUGCUGCCGACAAGGCUGUUGAGUAUGUCAAGAGUGGAAUGGUUCUCGGCCUCGGCACUGGCUCCACCGCCGCUUUCGUUGUCGCUAAGAUUGGCGAACUUCUCAAGAGUAAUCAAUUGAGUGACAUUGUUGGAAUCCCUACCUCCAAGCGGACGGAGGAGCAAGCUAGGGCAUUAGGAAUUCCUCUCUCUGUUCUUGAUGAUCAUCCGCAUCUCGAUUUGGCUAUCGAUGGCGCUGAUGAGGUCGAUCCAGAUCUGAAUCUCGUUAAAGGCCGCGGCGGCGCUUUGUUGCGUGAGAAAAUGGUUGAGGCUGCUUCCGAUAAAUUCGUCGUCGUCGUCGAUGAUACUAAAUUAGUUGACGGCCUCGGCGGAAGCGGUCUCGCGAUGCCGGUGGAAGUCGUUCAGUUCUGCUGGAAAUACAAUUUGGUGAGGCUUCAAGACCUAUUCAAGGACGAAGAUUGCGAGGCCAAGCUCCGAUUGGACGCCGAUGGGAAGCCAUACGUCACCGAUAAUUCAAAUUACAUAGUCGAUUUAUAUUUCAAGACUCCAAUCAAAGACGGAUUAGCCGCCGGAAAAGAGAUUUCAGCGUUUGAAGGAGUGGUGGAGCACGGGCUCUUCUUGGACAUGGCGACCGCCGUAAUCAUCGCCGGAAAAGAUGGAAUCGACAUCAAGACCAAAUGAUUUCCGUUUCCAUUACCUUCCAUUGGUGAGUUCUGCUAAAAACUGUUCGUUCGAUUCCUUUUACUUUCUUCUAAUCCGUAUAUUAGAGCUUUGAAUCGAAACUUUUCCAUUUUUGUUCAUGAUUUCUUGGUGAUAGUCAGCUUGAUUUCAUCUCUGUAUUAUAAGAAAUCUUGUGCAAAUUUUUGCUGAUGAUCUGCUCAAUCUGGGAUGGGAUAUAUUUGUAAAUUGUACCAAGAUGAAUAUUUGGGACGGGAUAUAUCUUGUGCAAA